AUGUCCACUCCGGGGCAUCUGUGUCUUUUGGGUCUGGCCCAUUUCUUCGCUUCCUUCCGCAACCGCAACCGUGCGUUCCUCCUCCCCCAUUCCAACCCAACCCCCAACACCCCCAAUCGCAACAGUUUCACUGCGCCACAGCACAAUUCCUGUCUCGCACCGCCCGAGCCGGCCACAACAGCGACAGGCCCCUCGCGCCGAUCGCCGGGCAAUGGGAGCUGGGCGGGGGCGGUGAUGGGCGCGGCGGGCUCCAGGCUGGAGAAGGUGCUGGGCGAGCAGUUCCCCGAGGGCGAGCGCUACUUCGGCCUCGAGAACUUCGGCAACACCUGCUACUGCAACAGCGUGCUGCAGGCACUUUAUUUUUGUGUUCCUUUCCGUGAUCAAUUGCUGGAGUACUAUGCAAACAAUAAAAACACCGGAGAUGUUGAAGAGAACAUGCUAACCUGCCUGGCUGAUCUGUUCUCUCAGAUCAGUAAUCAGAAGAAGAAAACAGGGGUUAUUGCUCCUAAGCGUUUUAUACAACGAUUGAAGAAACAAAAUGAGAUUUUCCGCAGCUAUAUGCAUCAGGAUGCUCACGAGUUUCUGAAUUUUUUACUGAAUGAGCUAGUUGACAUUCUAGAGAAGGAACAUAAUGCUGCAAGAGAGUCUCUUCAAAAUCUCUCGUUCCCAAAGAAUUCAAAUGGUCCUAUUGAUGGCCAACCCAAUGGUAGUCACAAAGAAUUAGCUGCCACAUGGGUUCAUAAAUGCUUCCAGGGAAUAUUGACUAAUGAAACAAGGUGUCUGAGAUGUGAAACUGUGACUGAUAGAGAUGAAACAUUUUUUGACCUGAGCCUGGACGUUGAACAGAAUAGUUCACUCACCAGCUGUCUUAAGAACUUCAGCUCAACAGAGACUUUGAAUGCUGAGGACAAGUUCUUCUGUGACAAAUGCUGCAGUUUACAGGAAGCACAAAAAAGGAUGAAGAUAAAAAAACCACCAAACAUCCUAGUAAUUCAUCUCAAGCGGUUCAAGUAUAUUGAGCAGCUUCAGCGCUACAAAAAACUAUCAUACCGAGUGGUUUUCCCACUGGAGCUUAAACUUCUUAACACAGUUGAUAAUUCGGACUUAGAAUACUCCCUUUUCGCUGUGGUAGUUCAUGUUGGAAGUGGACCAAAUCAUGGCCACUAUAUCAGUUUGGUUAAGAGCCACAAUCAUUGGUUAUUCUUUGAUGAUGAGAACGUUGAGAUGAUUGAUGAGUCCAUGGUACAGGCAUUCUUUGGUUCACCGCAGGAGUUCAGUGGUAACACUGAUAAUGGCUACAUACUCUUCUAUGAAAGCCUUGCUGAAAGAAGUUGA
Molecule: messenger RNA, 1335 nt
Organism: Miscanthus lutarioriparius
Lineage: Eukaryota; Viridiplantae; Streptophyta; Magnoliopsida; Poales; Poaceae
Source: the annotation of a GenBank genome assembly